GGGAUUCAGCACAGUAAAUUCAUCCAUUAUGGUGAAAGCUUCAGAAAGACUAGCUAACUGACUGCACCUAGCAUUCUGUAGUCAUUGCUGUAGAGUCCAUUCUAUUUAGCAUCAGUGUGGAUUAACCAAGAGGAAGCAUCAUACUAUUGUUUAAGUCAGUAUAUUAAGCUGCCUUUUCACCAGGAUUACUGCAAGACAUGGCUUCAAACUACAUUUAUCAUGGGACAGUCAACCAGUCUGGAUUCAACAAGAAAACAAUCUUGGUAUAUUACAAGCAGCAAUGGAUCCCUCUGGUUUUACCAACCCAACAGUCACAAUAAGUAAACCUGAUGUACAGAAUAUGAAGCAGGCUGGCUCCAUAUUCAACAUGGAAACCAGUAACCUCUCUGUGAAAUAUUUUAUGAGCUCUUUGCAUGACUAUUUGGAAACACCUCCAACAUCAAAACAGGAACCAGGUGUAAAUUGUGCUUUUACAUUUCCUACAAGCAUUAAGCAUCUUCUCCAGUUAUAUGAAGUUGAUCCUGUUGAUCUUCUUCUGGAUCUGGGAUUUGGUGUAGAUGAACCUGAUAUCUGUGCUAAAAUACCCUCCCGGUUCAUUAUGAGCCCUUCUGGAGCGAGAGGAAUCAACAUUCAGGUCUUUCUCAAAGCUCAAAAACAGCGCAUGGACAUUGAAUAUCCAAAUCUCUGUGGGCGUUUCCGUCAAUUAGAAGUCCUUGAACAGGUGACAAGUGCUUUUUCAUCUUUACUGAAAGAUGUUAACUUAGCUAACUCGAUACAGGAUGGUGGCAAAGAAGGAGCCAUGCUUACUAAGAAAUCAACACUCACAAAGGAAAAGCGAAAAAGAGUAUGCCAGCUGCUUUGUAAGUUUGCCAAGGAAGCUAGGGAAUGUGAUGAGAGCUCUGUGUGCGUGGAUAAGAAAGAGUCCUGUAAAGGGCAAGUUAAUGAGAAUGAACCAUUUAAAGAAACAAGUGUCAGGAAAGUUUUCAGAAAAACAAGGAAACGUGGCCAUGACAGUGGCAAGUCAGCGAUUUUAACAAAUGAAAACAAAAAAGAAGAGAACAAGAUGCAUGUCCUGGCCCAAAGAAAGGAAAACCAACAAAGCUCACCUCUUCAGUCUUCUGUACGUGCACCUGUCAAACAAUAUAGCACCUCCUCUGAUAUGCCCAGGAUGAGCAGAGCAUACAAAAAUUUAAGGACACGUUCCAAAUCCCUGAGAAAUGCAGCUGUCCUUAGGACCCAGCUUCCAGACUCAUUUGAAUUGGAAGAGGUUCAGAGUUGUGAAGAAGAAUAUCCAAGAGCAUUCAACUAUGGCAGCAUCUCAGAAAUUACAAGAACAAUCAGCUGCCAGUCGGACAGUAGUGGCUUUCAAGAAGAACCAUUGGAGGCUUUUCAUUUAAAGAACCUCACCAAAAGCUUUAGCCUAAGUUCAGAUAGAAAUGAUAGUCAUGCAACUUUAAUAGAGGAAGAAUACUGCCAAGAAGACUAUAAUGAAUCAAAUGACAUGAGCCACGGAGCUGUAAAUGCUGAAGAUAAAAACGAUUCAACAUUAACAACUGAUGACAAAAUGCAGAUAAACAAAGGGGAACGAACAUUAUCUAAAAGCAGUAAAAACAGCGAUGAUGUCUUUGAAAGCUUUGAAACUGCUCCAGAUAGUUUUUUCAAGGAUGUAAACAAUGACAAUGAUAAAAAAAAUGAGAUGCAAACUGAAAGGAGCCAUGAGGAUGAAGAAAUCCGAAGAGAACCUCAAGAAGAAGAAGAAGAUAUCAUCUCAAUACCUGAAUACCCAGUUUAUAUCACACAUUAUCUUAGAAAAGAUAUAGCAACGAACAAUAACUCUUCUGUUGAUACACAUGAUGAGCAAAUGGACAACCGAGACAAAUUGGUAAGUGAGUGUCCAGGUACAAGUAGCACCUUAGAUCAGUUUGCUGGCAGGUAUAGUGAAACCUCUAUGGAAUUGCCAGACCUGAAAUGGACACCUCCACCAACAGACAACUUCCUAAACCCUCAAUCAGCGUUGCUUCCUCAUGGAUAUGAUUAUUAUCCAGAUGAAUCGAACGAUUUCUAUGAAGAUAAGAAGAAUGUGUUCCAGACAGAAAUAAACACCAAUAUUUACAAGUCUGUGACUAUUCAAAUGUCUUCAGAUUUAAAGCGAGACCUACAAAAUACUAAUGUGAAUGGAUAUUCAAACAAGCAGCCUAUGCUUUACACUUUAAAAGGCAGCAUCGAAGAUUCAGUUUUUCGGAAUGAUAUUUCUGAAAAGAAGGAAGCAUGUACUCAAACUGAAAUGGGGUGGCAGCGUGAAUACUCUGCUAACACUCACCAUUUACUUCACAGAUGUGGCUUUCCCACAGGGUCAAAUUCUUUUGAAAAUAGUGCUUUUGACAUGCAACUUCCAUGCCACCAAGUAACGAGAUCAUGCAGGCAUUGCUGUUUUUGUUGCCAUCACCACCACUGCUGUGCUCCAAGAUAUCCUUCAGUUUAUGAAAACCCCACACUAUUGAGGUCUAACUUAACUCACACAAGCAUGGAGAAUGAGCUGACAGAUACUUUGAAGAUGUUAAGAGAAUCACUUACUAAUAUUUCACUGCUUACUGAUUGUGAUUCAGAAUAUAUGAAAAAAGCAUGUCAGAAAUUUCGAGAACAGUUAAUAGAAAUUGAGCAACACUUGACUGAGCAACAAGCAGGAUGGCUAAAUAUGUACUCAAGUGAAGAAAGGGAAGAGAUCAGAAGAUUGUUUUUGUUACGUAGAAACGUUCUACAAGAGGUGUCAGAGCUGGAACAUCAUUUGAAUGAAAGGGCACAGCAUGUUAAGGAAACAAUUUCAAUGCAACUUGAACAGGUCCUGGAAGAGCAGUCAAAGUUAUAUUCAGACCUUGGUUUAACUAAGAGGAAAAAAGAAUGUGAUUCUUACAGUCAGAAUGAAAAUCCUCGGGGCAGCUUGACACAAUCAGCAUCAACUAACUAUGAAAACACUGAAGUGGAAAAUGCAAGUUCUCCUGACAUAGAAAACAAGAACGAAGAACAAAUAAAAUCUUCAAAAAUGGACUUUAGUGCCAUUCUUCAUAAUAUCAAGAAGACUUUCAGAAGCUUCAGCAACUCUUAAAAAAUGAUGAAAGUGUAACGACGAGAACAUCUUCUGAACUUAACAUUGAUUGCAAUAACAUAUUGUCUAAAUCAUGUUUGAUGCUUACAAGAGCACUGUUGUGCAAGGUUGCCUUACUACAUGUUAUUAUGCAGAGAAAGUAGUAUCUUGAUCAUAAACCAGCUGGUUUGCUCACAGGAAACCGAUAGCACUGAAAUUACUUAAACUAUUGCUGAAUAACAUCCCUAACAAGAAGACAAAUCCAAUAACAUAACAUUUCUAUAUUGUAUGUCUUAAGUACUGUAGAUUAAGAAUCUUUCUGUAAAUAUACAUGUUGUACUAUAUAACAAGCAUUUGUAGCCCUAAAUGAUAUAUAUUUAUGCACUACACAUCACACAUUUCACCAGUUUUUGGGUGGAGGUAGGACAUUUCAUUAACAAUGGACAGUUUUAGUAUUUGAGACUUUUACCUCAAAUAUAUAUUGGUCAGUUAUAUAAAUGCUAGAAAUCCUUUUUAGGUCAUUGUACUUGACAUUAUUUACACUGCCAGUUUGAAGACACGCUUGUUGGCUUUCUUGUAGAAUGGAAAAAAUCGAAUUAUUGUGUGCGUGAGAUUCCAUUGAAUGUAAUUAAAUACUAGAUAUUUUUAUUUUAAAAUGUCAAGUUGACCAAAUUAUUUUAUUAUAAUACCCAUACAUCUUCACUCUUCAACUCAAUUGAAUCAAGAAUGUUUGCACACUUUCCAUUCAAGUGAAUAGAAGGCAGCACAGGCCAUUGUGGCUGCAUUUGUCUUAGUUGAAAUACACUAGUGGCUAAUAUGACCCUAUUAUCAGCUUAAUGCUGUAAGGAUUUAUUUGCUGCAUUUCAAAUAACAUAUACUGUACUUGCAGUAUACUUACAGCUUUCUUGUUUUGUUGUGGUGUGUGCACUCAAAUAGUUACUGUGCAUGAAGAAAAACUAAAGUUAACAAAUUGUAGUUGAUUCUAUAAAUUGCACUUUUCAUUAUGUAAUAAAAAAAUUUGCACCAUAA
Molecule: messenger RNA, 4111 nt
Organism: Xenopus laevis (African clawed frog)
Lineage: Eukaryota; Metazoa; Chordata; Amphibia; Anura; Pipidae
Gene: itprid1.L
Product: protein ITPRID1
Exons: 14
Coding region: 281-3103 (940 amino acids)
Source: RefSeq, a predicted model, not a curated record